CUAAUUUUAGGGGAAGAAUCAAAGAGAGAAAAGAGAGGGAGUCAAAGUAAUGACACAUUUGGAAACUAUAGGCUCUUAUUAGAAGAAGUUACAAACCCUCAUUAUUGUUUUUUUCAAGAAAAAAAUUAGUUAAUUAAACAAAUAAACGAUUUUAAUAAGCUAAAAAUAACACAUGGGUUGUGUUGUAUAAAACAUAACUCUGUGGCUCUUGUGAUUUAGUUGUCCUCUUCUCUAAAACAUUUUCAACAAAGAAAACGAUAAUAAGAGAGAAGAGGUAGUAAAAAAGAUCAGAAUCUUUACCAUUUUAAAAACAAAUGGCGACCAAAGCCAUCUUCUUCUUUGUCUCGGCCGUGUGCCUGUCCUCUCUCGCCGGCGUUGCCAACGCUGACGCCGAUGACUUUGACAGUUUCCAAAUCCAGGGUUCGGUUUACUGUGACACUUGCCGUGUCCAAUUCGUUACCCGCCUCAGCCAAUUCCUAGAAGGUGCGAAAGUGAAGCUAGAGUGCAGGAGUAGAACAAACGGAACUGUAACGUUGACUAAAGAAGCCGUGACGGACAAAUCAGGAAGCUACAAAAUGGAAGUCACCGGUGACCACGAGGAGGAAGUCUGCGAGCUCGUGCUCCUCCACUCACCGGACAGUGGUUGCAGUGACGUUAGCACAGAGGCUUACCUACGUAACGCCGCUAAGGUUAGUCUGACCGCGAACGACGGUAUCGUCUCACACGAGACACGUAUCGUUAACCCCCUUGGUUUCAUGGUUAAAACGCCGUUAGCUGAUUGUCCCGCCGCAUUUAAGGAGCUUGGAAUCGUCCCUGACGUCAUCUUCUGAAUAUGAUGACGACUUGUACCACUUCAAGAUCGUUAUUUAACUGUCAUCUAUUUUUGCUUUCUUGUAUACAAAAAACGUAAUUUGAUCAAAAUACAAAAAUGCGGCAAUUCUAUAUUUAUUAUAUUUUUUCAAGCAGCAAAUUAAAUUAUCAUCAUAUACAUAGUGUUAGUCUCUCUCAUGAGGCUCUUGAUCUGCGACUAAUGCAAAUGAUAAUGUUUUGCUAUAAGUACCCAACGGGUUCAUUUUGCGUUUACUUCAGAACAACGUUUGAGUUUGCUUCGUUACUCGGACAGCUUUUUGGUUAAUUAGGUGGCCAAUCACGGACGGGUACCAUAGCCAGUAGUUAGUAUGGACUCAUAUUUGCUAGGUGAAGCAGAGUUUCCAUGAAACCCAGCCAUGAGUUAUUUGUGACUUAAGCCAAAGACUUCGAAUUAUGUUGCAGUGCUCUGAAAGUGAGAGAGAUCCAUUAGAAUGACUUAGCAUGCUGCUUCGUUGUUGAGAGGUGGGGUUGAAACAACUAAUGGAAGUUAGCUAUUUGCAUUAAUAUCUUUGAACUGAUUUGCUCGAUGAUUCCUCUUGUACCAAGAACACUAGCUUGGUUGAUCUCGUUCGAUAUAUGUUCGCGUACAGAUUUUGGUUCAGCGUACGUUAUGAAUAAACGUGAAUCAACUUUAGAGAAAGCAAAAAAGGAUCAAAAUGAAUUGAGGCAAAUGCCUGUUUAAGGUUUCUUAUUAUUAUGUUAAUAAUUAAUUUUACAAACUUUUAGACCCUUCCUAAACUGAAAAAGCAUUCAACCCAACGAAUAUUGGACUUUUAGUAGUGCACAGAGAUUUAAGACACAUCCAAAUGCAACACAACAAAAAUUAGAGGUUUAGAUGACGCAAGUACAAGGUUCAGCGUACAGUAAAAAACUCUAUAAAUUAAUAAUGUUGUGCACGAGAAUUUAUUAAAUUAUAGAGUUAUUAAAUAAAAAAAUUAUUUUUGAGAUUUUUAUUUUUUUUAAAUAUUUCUAACAUAGAAAAUGAAAAUAAUAUUUAUUUUAUGAUAUUAUAUAUUAGUUAGAUUUUAUAGAUAGAAUUUUAACUAUUUUUAUUAGAGUAUUGAUAUAGUUUAUGUAUGAUGAAUACAUAUAUUUAUAUGUAAUUCAAUAAAACUAAAAGUAAAAUUAGAGAUGCAAUUCAUUUUGAAGAAAAUAGACAACAAAAGAAACUUCAUAUGUUUACAUAAAAUUUAUAUGUAUGGUAAUUAUUAAUUAAUUAUUUUAAUGUGACCAUGUUUUUAUAUACAAGUUUUCUAAAUAUUAUUAUCUUAUUCUUUUAUCGAAUAGUGUUGGUCCAGCUUGGAACCAUAAAAAUUUAUUAAUUAAUCUCCAUUGAUUUUAGAAAACUUAGGUUCAACAACAACAAAAAUAAUCUCUUAGAAGUCGUUUUAUUUUUAUUUUGUGUAGAGAAACAACAUAACAAAGAGAUGGAUUUUUUCCUCGAUGAUGAACAACAAAAACAUAUAUAAUUGUAAUUUGAGAUUUUGAAAUGUUGUAAUAUCAUAACAUGGAACGGUUAGAAUAUUUUUUUUUUAAAUGUCUUGGCUCUACAAAUUUGUUUUCUUUCUAAUUUUUUAUAUUAGUAUUUAUGUAUUUUCUCAAAUUAUUUUUGUUUAACCUGGAGCAAUUUGACCUAGUUUCUUUACGAUUAUUAGUUUACAUAUUGUAGUAAUUUGCAUUUUUACAUUAUCAAACCCAACUUUAACUUUUUUGUUCCUAAAGACAAAUCUUUGUUAUUAUAUACACAUAAUAACAAAAAAACUAGUCCUUUGCAGUGGAAUCAUAUAUAUUUAUUUCAAUAGUCUUUCUAAUUAACCUAAACAAAAUUAAAAUAUUCAGUAUCAACGACUCGCGGAAUCAUUUUGGAAUUACUUUUAAAUUAAAUAUUUAAUCUAAAGACAUUUCUCCUUUGUCAAAAAAAAAAUCUAAAGACAUUUCUUUGUUAUUUUCUUGACAAGCUGUUUCCGCAGACAUGUGUAUGGAUUUAAAAUAUUAACUUUGACUGGGCUUCUCGAUCGAUUGUGUUCUUUUUUUUGGUUAACAUAAGGUAAGCAUUUGGCACUAUACUAACGCAAACGGUCUUCACUUGUUUUCAUGCUUUUAGCAUCUAACAAAACUAGAAACCAGUAUUGCUAGAAACACAAAAAUUACAGUUGCCAAAUAAUAUCAUAAAUAUGAUCCCAGGUGAAAAAACAUAUGGACCAAGUCCCACGUGAAUUAUUUUAAAUUUUUAAAUUUUUGUCUUUUUGUAUCCAGUGGAUGUUUGUUGCUGUUAACAAAAGUAUAUCGAAAGAUAUAUUGCCCCACACAAGAUCUUCUCUUACAAAAUCUUGUCCAACAAUGCUUUUUAGGGUUUCUCCGUCGGCUUCCUCUUCUUCUGUCACCGGAAUCUAAUCUUUCACCGGCUGCCAGGUUCUUAUUCCCGACAAAUGGUACUAAAUGUGUGUAUCAAAUUAAUAAUAUGCUUGUCUUUAAUUAUUAUGUCUUCUCUUUUAUUUCAUUAUUUUCAUGCUUUUUAGGUAUUUAUGUCUUCGAAAUUAUUCAGUGAAAUGCUUCUUGUCCGGGACCAAGCCAUAGUUUUUUAUCCCAACACCACAUUUCUAUUACUCAUUUUCCAAUUGAAGUGUCUAUUAUAUGCAUAUACUCCCUCUGUUUUUUAAAGAUGGAUGUUCUAGAAAAAUAUUUUGUUUCCAAAAGAUGUAUUUUUUAUGUUUUCAAAGCAUAUUUUGUCAACUAAUAAUGAAAAAUUGUGUGUUUCAAAAAUAUUAAUUACAUUUCUUUUAAUCCUAUUGGUUUAAAAAUAUAAGAAAUAUAAAGUUACAAAAAACUAUGCAUUAAUAACUAAGUUUUAAUAUGGUUUCUUAAUAAGUGUGAAAAUCCUAAAACAUUCAUCUUUAAAAAACAGAGGGAGUAUCAAUUAAGCCAACAUGUAUUAACUAGUUUAUUUAAUUUAUUACUAAUUAAAAAAAUCAAUUCAUGAGCAUGUAUUUACAUGUAAUAAUGACAAUAAUCUACUCCCUCCGUUCCUAAAAGAUGUAUGUUCUGGAAAAAAAAAUUGUUUCAAAAA
Molecule: messenger RNA, 3937 nt
Organism: Brassica napus (rape)
Lineage: Eukaryota; Viridiplantae; Streptophyta; Magnoliopsida; Brassicales; Brassicaceae
Product: pollen-specific protein-like At4g18596
Exons: 2
Coding region: 315-830 (171 amino acids)
Source: RefSeq, a predicted model, not a curated record